AUCCAAAUAAAAUGUUUUACUUUUCAUUCUUGGAAAUACUAUUGUACAUAGUUCUUUUCAUAGCAUUACUAAUUCUGAAGCCAUUAUUCUAAAUGUUGUUAAUGAAGAUAAAAUAUGGAAAGAAAAUGUAUUUGAUGUAUUUUCCAUUGUUGGGAAGAAUCAUAGAAUUUAGUAGAGGGAUAAAGAAACACAAUGAUUUAUUGUAUUUUGAGAAAAUGAUUUCUUAACAACAUCCAGAAGUUGAAAUGGUUGUGAGCAAUACAUUCUUGGGAUUAACACAUGUGUUUUUAAAAACAGAGCAUAUAAAAUUUGUUCUUUAGAAUUAAGAUCUUUAUAGAAAGACAUCGAAAGUGUUGUUUGGUGAAAGAAUGUUGUACAAGGGUAAGAUUUAAAAUUUAAUUUAGGUUUGGCAUUUCAAGAUGGAGAAGAUUGGAAAUUAGCUAGGAAAGUGCUUUCAAAAUCUUUUGAAUUUGAUUAGUUAAGAGCAAGAAUACCAUUAAUAAAGAGGCUAUGUGAAGAGAAAUUUGAUAAAGUUUAAGAGAAUGAACCAAUUGACAUAAUAAAUCUAUCAGGUAAUAUAGUUGGAGAAGUGAUUACUCAAUCAUUUUUUAGUUAAAGUUUUGAGGAUUUAAAUGGGAAAACAUUCUUAAGUGAAAUGGUGGAUGUUAUGGUGAGUAUCAUAUCAUAAUACAGAGAAGCACCAAUAAGAUGCAUGACAAGAACUUUUAUAUUUGGAACAAGAGAUUAUCCAAAUUGGACUAUUUCUAAGGUAGAACAUCAGCUUCUAGCAAGACUUUAAAAUAUUAAAGACAUAUUAAGCCAUUCAAUCAAAGAAAGAUAAUAAAUGCAGAAUAAACCAGCAGAUUUUUUAACUGCAUAUAUUAAUACAAUAUGUAUAUAUAGAAUUAUUAUAUUUAGAACAAAAUCCAUAAUUAACUGAAGAACAUGCUAUCCAACAAUAUAUUAUGUUAAUAUUUGCAGGAAUAGAUACAACUAGUAAUCUAUUUGGAGCAUGUUGUUAUGCUUUAGCAAUUCAUCCUGAAUGGUAAUUAAAAUUAAGAGAGGAAAUCUAAAAGUAGUAUGGUAAUUAUGAAGAAUUGAACAGUGAUAAUAUUAAUAUAUCAAGUGAGAUUACAAAUUUUAUUAAUGAAUGUAUGAGAAUGCAUACUCCAGUACCAUAUUUUAUUGAAAGAGAGGUUAAAUAAGAUCAUAAAGUUGGUGAUUAUUUUUUAAAAAAGAAUUCAGAGGUUUCAGUUUGUUUAUUUGGAAAUCAUUAUGAUUCAUAGAAUUUUAAAGAUCCUUUUACUUUUAAUCCUGAUAGAUGGAAUCAAUAAAAUAUUGAUCCAUUUAUAUUUUUACCAUUUUCAAUUGGAAAAAGAAAUUGUAUUGGUUAACAUAUGGCAUUGAUGGAGAUCAAAUGUUUAUUGAUUUAUUUGUUAAUGAAUUUUGAAGUUAGUUUAGUAAAUGAAAAAUAAGUAUGGACCUUUAAAUUUGUUUAUACAAUUUAAGAUGAGAAAUUUAUAUAAUUGAAAAGAAUAAAAAAAUGA
Messenger RNA from Paramecium sonneborni, 1547 nucleotides. The record is from the annotation of a GenBank genome assembly. NCBI's taxonomy places the organism in Eukaryota, Ciliophora, Oligohymenophorea, Peniculida, Parameciidae.